Hylaeus volcanicus is the source of this 3672-nucleotide messenger RNA. Its product is annotated as hemolymph lipopolysaccharide-binding protein-like. The coding region runs from base 323 to 1045 and encodes 240 amino acids. NCBI's taxonomy places the organism in Eukaryota, Metazoa, Arthropoda, Insecta, Hymenoptera, Colletidae. The record is from RefSeq and is a predicted model, not a curated record. The transcript has 2 exons.
GACCUUGGACGACCCAACCAACGGCAUUCGUUUAAAAGAGGGACCGUUUUGGGCGGGUCUUUCGGGCAUCGUCGUUUCGUUAGCCUCGGCUCGUUUCGGAUGCUUGGCAGUUGGCAGUCGGGAGGAAGCAAGAAGCGAAGUACCAAGGGUAUCUCGUCACGUCUCAUUGUCAGUUCCCUCUCGAUCGUAGCCAAGUACGCGGCCCGUUAAACGAGGCUUCAGCGAGGACAAAGGGACUUCGAAGCGAAACAGUGAGACAAAAGCGGCUGGACCCAGAGCGCGUCGGAGGUUCUUCUAUUGACACGGGGGCAAAGUAGCAGCCAUGGGCACGCCGUUGUUCGAUUCCCUCGUUAAUUGCAUCAUCCUCGCGGUCGGUCUUCGUGGGAUUUUUGCCGUGCCAGCUAAAAUCGACGAUCAAUUCCGCUCUUCGACGGACGCCGCCCCGAUACGCGAACACGUCGCAAGCGAGGCCAAGUGCCCGUGCAACGGAAACGCUUCGGCUUCGUUGGACUGGCCCGCGCGCGAUCACCAAUGGGACCAGCUUCGCACGCGAAACGUGAUGGUGCACGGUAUGGUUUGCUCGUGCAAUCUCGGGAUGCGAGCCGCGCUGGCACGCGACGAUUACCGUCACACGCCUGGCAUCGGCUCGCACAAAUUACACACCAGAGCUGCGACAUGGAACGUCGCACGGAAGCUUUGCAUCGAGGAGGGCGGUCACCUGGCCAUCGUCAAUUCUUUCGCAGAGGCGCACAUAUUAAUGGAUAUAUUUAAUCGAUCGGGCCCGGUGAAGGGUGCCGUGUACCCGGACGAAGCCUUUCUGGGUGUACACGAUCUCUUUUCGGAGGGCGAUUGGGUGACAGUGCUGGGCGACUCGUUGGCGAAAACUGGUUACACCGCGUGGAGCGACAAGUGGGGUGGACAGCCGGAUAAUGGGGGCGGACGGCAAAAUUGCGGCGCCUUCAUGAAGGAAGGUGGGAUGGACGACGUAGCGUGCGACGUGCCCUUCCCGUUCUUCUGCGAGCAACCGACGAUGCAGCUCCUCUAACGGCUGUUAAUUUCCUCUUUCGAGCGAUCACGACCACCCGAGAUCCUCCCCGAAGAUCGUCCCCGCUGGCGUGAGAUUGCGUCGCGUCGCGUCGCGUCGCGUCGGCCCGCUCCGACACGCCUGUCGCUUACCGAACCGACUUUAACGGAUUCGAUACUUAUCGGAUCUUGGCAGCGGUUCGCUGUUCGAAAGGUGGGUCGGUUAGUUUCGUCCUUGCGAAAGUCUAUGUCACUUUAGAGCAGGGCUUCAUCGUCACGAUACAUUUACAUAUCUUUAUUUCAUAUUUUAUUGGUCGCAAAAAAAAAUCAUAAUCAUAAAUGGGGUCGUGAAUGAAAAAGUUUAAGAAGCCCCGCUUUAGAGAAAUGCAACGAGUUGGAUUGAUGUCAUAGAUGGCUGUCGUUAUCGAUAUUCUUGACGUGUACGCGGAUAUAAACACCGAAUAAAGUUUUCUUUUGUACCGAACCUACCUCGCUGCCUGAGCGUCGCAUACCUCAGAGUUACCUAAACCAACGUUAAUUUCUGUUUUCUACUUAAUCACGGAGUAGAGAGGUUUUCGCUGGAAGAGAUUGCGUCGUGCCUCUUUACGACGCGUGUCGUUGCGACGCGAACCGAUUAACGACACGUCGCGUCGCGUCGGUUGCGAGAUGGUCAGGAGGAUCCCAAACGAGUUGCGCCAUGCCACGCACACGCGAUCGCUCUGCGUUUCGAAUAAUUACGUCCGACGUUGAGGAAAAGCCUCCCUCGAAGCAGUUCCUCCGAUGUUCGCGACGGCUCGAUUACGUUGCGUCUUUUGGGCGGAGAUACGCACCGUGAUACGUAAAAAUGAUUCACGACCUCAGGGUUGCCGAGCACGUUUAGCCAAAUAGCCGAUUACCGGCUAUCGCGGUAAUCUGCCAACUGCGAUCUUUCCAAGUCGUAGAACGAGCUGUUAAUUUUCAUUCGUCGAGUGCAAAUUUACUCUCCUUUCAAUGUCAAAGUAACAAAGUUAAAUUAAAACUGCUGCCCGAGUUACGAAGGUUGCUAAAAUUUCAGACAGAAGACCGUUCUCGUGGUUACCGAUAAACCAACUCCGAUUUCACGUACUCGCAGAGUCUAUAAAUCGUUUCAGUCUCCUCGAUUUUUACUUCCUGACCGUCGCUGCUAUCCAUCUCCCUCGUUAAUACGAUUUUUCCGCCCCCGAGCCGUCCCUCGUCGCGGCUUUGUCUCAUUUUUUUUUUUUCAUUUUUGUAUUUAUUUUAUUUUAUUUUCUUCCACGCCACGCCCCGAUGCUCGCGAUCCUCUCCAAGUAUUUUUAAUGGUGUUUCCACCUACAGGACGAGACGGAAACUGGUUCUUGAGUGCUUCCAAUGUACUGCAAACAACUCCGAAACAAGAGCACAAAGAGCGGAACAAAGCGAGACCGACGCUGUCGCGGCGUUUCUUUAUUUCCGCUGCGAUACGCCGUCGUGUAUAUGUACAUAUAAAAAAUUGCAUCGGAAGAUCGAUGAAAUCGACUCGAACGUCUUUGUUCUCUGACAGGCUUCGUUUAUUCCUCCGUCGAUUUACUCUUCAAUCAGAACUCACCCGGGGUGAAGCUCUAAAAAUAUUCCAUGAAAAUGAAAUGACUACGACGUUGACGGCGAGUUUCGUUUCGUUUAUUAUUUCCAACCAUCAAGAAAAUGAAGUUGGCUGUUAGAUGGGGACAGAAAUGAAUUUCGUUUCUUGCGAGAUGCACCAAGUUCCGAGAGGGGUGGGGUCAGCGAUGUCGCAGAUUCAGGAAACGCGACACGCUCCUAACCUCCAACUCCGUGAUUUACCCGGAGAUUGUUAGCAACUACAACAAAAAUUCAAAAUUUUCCCUUCUGUCAUAUUUUAUCGGCGAUAAAUCAAUCUUCCGCAAGAAUUACGCGAGGCCGGUUGAACAAGCGCGUAACGAAACGUAAUAUAUUACGCGGUGGGACGAUGUCGUCGCUGAUCGUAGCGCAAGACUCGAGGAUGAUUAUGCUGGAGCUGGCCGUGCAAAACGUAAGUAAUUAUCGCGGAUACGUUGCAAUUUUCAUCGUUGUUUGUGCAAGCGAUCAUCGUUUUCUAUACCGGGUUCGAAAUGUGCGCUUCCAUAAAAUUUCUUUUUCGAAUAAUAGAAUGUACAAUGUAGUCGUCAAUGGCAGGUAGGAAGGCGGCGGGUCGCGCAAACUCUGUCGAGUCUAAAAAUUGAAAGACAACAACCGUGUCAACGGAUCAUCGUUAAUUAAAAAAAAAAAAAAACCUCAUAAAAAUUAAAAGUACGUGUCGCAAUCAGACCGCAUCGGGUCGCAUAAAAAUAGAGCGAUUUUCCAUCCUACGAUAAAAAUGGACAACACUAUUCCUGGAGCCUUCCUCUAUAAAAUCCGAGUUCGAAGAAGGUCGAACGACUCCGAGGACAAUCGGGAAAAAAAUAAAACCCGAGGGCUGUGCUCCGGGAAAUGCGGUUCCGACGCUACCGAGACUACGCCGUUAAAAGUUGCAUGUUUUUACACGGUUCUUUUACACCCACGGUUCCGCCACGGCGAUAAAACGACAGUCGCUUUUAAGAACUCGUGUUUUGGAAAAAGACUAUCACGGUAAAUCAGAGUUUUAAUCUAUCGUUCUUACGUUCCUUUGAUUAGAAU